Messenger RNA from Olea europaea var. sylvestris, 698 nucleotides. RefSeq names its product multifunctional methyltransferase subunit TRM112-like protein At1g22270. Gene Ontology annotation, biological process: tRNA methylation; rRNA (guanine-N7)-methylation; peptidyl-glutamine methylation. NCBI's taxonomy places the organism in Eukaryota, Viridiplantae, Streptophyta, Magnoliopsida, Lamiales, Oleaceae. Gene Ontology annotation, molecular function: protein heterodimerization activity. The transcript is spliced from 2 exons. The coding region runs from base 170 to 538 and encodes 122 amino acids. The record is from RefSeq and is a predicted model, not a curated record.
CCCAACAACUAAAGCCCAAGGAUAUUAUACUAGAAGCCCUUGUACUCUCUCUUUCUCUCUCUCUCUCUCUCUCUGCCUUGAGCCUCGCCGGACCACCUUCAGGACUACAACCCAUAUAAAGGUAUCUCCAAGGUGGUUAUAUUUGACAAAUUUCAGAAGAAAACCAACAAUGAGGCUUUUAACCCACAAUAUGUUAUCAUCAAACAUCAAAGGUGUGACAAAUGGCUUCCCUCUGCUGAUUGAGGUUGAGAAAGUAGUGGAGAAGCAGGUAGAUUUCAAUGAAGACUUCCUCAGGAACAUGUUUCCUAAGAUUGAAUGGAAGGCCUUGGUUGAGGCAUCCAGAACAAUGGGCUACACUGAGCUACCCGAGAAUGCUGAAUCCUCCAUGCUCGACUCCGAUGAGUUCCUGGGCAAGUUCCAUCACGCCCUCGUUGAGCUUCAUCUUGAGGAGGGCGCGUUAGUUUGUCCUGAGACUGGUCGUAAAUUUCCUGUUAACAAGGGGAUUCCAAAUAUGUUGCUUCAUGAAGAUGAGGUUUGAAUUUCUCUUCUUCGUGGAAGCUAUGUCUUAGAGUUGAUGUUUAGGGGUCUGCCCCACCAGGGGACGAGUGAAGGAAUUUGGUUCUAUUGAGAAAAGACUAUUGCAUUUUAUUGUACUGUUUUUUUACCCUAAAUCAAACCAUGAGUAUUUACUCCGAAAG